Xiphias gladius (swordfish) is the source of this 1483-nucleotide messenger RNA. RefSeq names its product dnaJ homolog subfamily C member 9-like. The record is from RefSeq and is a predicted model, not a curated record. The transcript is spliced from 7 exons. Gene Ontology annotation, cellular component: nucleus; cytoplasm. Gene Ontology annotation, molecular function: heat shock protein binding. Lineage: Eukaryota; Metazoa; Chordata; Actinopteri; Istiophoriformes; Xiphiidae. Bases 688 to 1470 code for a protein of 260 amino acids.
ACAGUUUGUACUGGAUCACUUUCAUUGUAUUUGAAGAACUUUAUUCAUCUUAUUCGGACUUUUCUUCCCAGAACAGGGUCUUCAAACUUUAUUUUGAAGGGCCACCUGAUGGUCCGGUGAACUGCGGACUCCUGACAGAUGUUUUCUCUCUGACAGAGAAUCCGGCUUCAACAGCUGCUUUGUGUCCUAUACGAAACAUCAUCCACAAAAGAGCCAAAAUAACCAGCCGCUGCAGCUGCCAGAGGAACGAAAGCACGAAGCGAAACGGGAAUACUGAUACUACUGACUGUACUUGAGUAAAUGUACUUAGUUACAUCCCACCGCCUCUGAUCACAUGUCAUGAUUUGAGUUUCUGCAGCAUGACAUUCGGUUUUGCCAGUUUCCACAGACCCAAGGAAGAAUAAGUCUGAUAUUUUUCUUCCAGAAACCUCGAAUGAAAACUGUUGAAUCUUCUGUUCGAACCAAGGUCUCGAACACUGUCUGCGUUUGAGUGGACAUCCGUCCUGCUCGUCGGUGACUCUGUCUUCAUCCAUUUCCCUUUGUCUUUGGUCCUCCGGGCAUCGGCGUAUUGGCCGACACCGGGGAAGAGAGUUGGCAGAAAAUCAGAAACAAUAUGAAUCUGAUAUGAUUCUGGAUAUCAGACUCUCAAAAUCACACUUUCCCCCGCGAUGACUUUAUCGCCCGACGAUGGGUCUGCUGGAGGACUGUCAGAACCUGUUUGGAUCCUCAGACCUGUAUGAGGUCCUGGGUGUGCGGCGCUCGUCCUCGGAGGCCGAGGUCAGGAGAGGUUACUACAAACACUCCCUGCAGGUUCAUCCGGACCGUGCGCCCGAAGACCCUCAGGCCACCACCAAGUUCCAGACUCUGGGGAAAGCGUACGCCGUGCUGAGCGACGCGGAGCGGCGAGCCGUGUACGACGAGCAGGGCGUCGCCGAGGAAGAGUUGGACUCUCUGAAACAAGAACGUAACUGGGACGAAUACUGGAGACUGUUGUUCCCUAAAUGUGUCAGUGAACGCCUCUCUGUCCUGAACCAGAUCUCCGAGCAGGACAUCCUGGACUUUGAGCAGACAUAUAAAGGUUCAGAGGAGGAACAGGUGGACCUGCUGCGUCUCUACAGAGACCGCAGUGGAGACAUGGACCGCAUCCUGGACUCAGCGCUGUGCUGCGGACCGGACGACGAGCCGCGAAUCAGACGCAUCCUGCAGGCGGCCAUCGACAGCGGUGAUCUGCCGGCUCUGCGUGCGUUCACACAUGAGAACAACAGGAGGAAGGCGGCACGCAAACGCAAAGCUGACACUGAGCGCGCUCAGUCUGAGCAGCUGAAGAAGGAGCUCGGUCUGGACGAGGUCGACGAUCUGUCGGCCGUCGUCAAGAGGAGGACGGCGUCCCGUGCGGCCGGCUUCAGCUCUCUGAUCGGCAGUCUGGAGGAAAAAUACUGCAGCAAGAAAACAAAGAAAACAAAGAAGUGAAGACGGGUCGACU